Molecule: messenger RNA, 1893 nt
Organism: Parastagonospora nodorum SN15
Lineage: Eukaryota; Fungi; Ascomycota; Dothideomycetes; Pleosporales; Phaeosphaeriaceae
Exons: 8
Coding region: 1-1893 (630 amino acids)
Source: RefSeq, a predicted model, not a curated record
AUGACACCAGCACAAAUCGCGCUUCCUGACGCUCCUCCUGAGCUGCUCUCAAAAUCAUCACUACAGAACACAGAACAUGAUGAACGCUUCCCCGAAGACAUCGCUGUAUGGACAGUCGAUGCGCUGGUACGACAUCGAGCGCGCCUCAAUCCUCAUGCGACCAUAGUAUCGUACCCCAGCUCGGGGGUGGACUUUGUUGACUACUCCAUGCAACAACUUGGGAUGGGUGUCUUUGACUUUCCCGUCGAGGUGCAUGCCGAUACGCGAAUGGACUAUCAUCUCGACCCAGCCGUUGAAGUAAAUAACAACAUCUACAUUAUUCAUUCAAGUGAGACGUCGGAAGGUAUCGAAUUGCUCAAGCAGCUGAAGAUUGUCAUGUACGGCGGUAGCGCGUGUCCAGAUACCCUGGGCGAUUUGUUAGUCGAUCAAGGCAUCAAUCUCAUCGGACAUUACGGCACGACCGAGGUGGGGCAAUUCAUGACAUCUUUCCGUCCCCAGGGCGACAAGGCGUGGAACUAUGUUCGCGAGUCACCAAAACUCUCGCCACUCCUCCGCUGGUUACGGCGCGGUCCAAACCUCUUCGAAGGCACUGUGCUCCCUGGGUGGCCAGCAAAAGUCGCGUCGAACCAGCCCGAUGGUAGUUAUGCUACCAAGGACCUUUUUGAGCCUCACCCGACGAUUGACAAAGCUUGGAAGUACAUUGCCCGUCUGGACGAUACUAUUGUGCUAGUGAAUGGAGAAAGGUUCAAACCCGUGAUGACCGAAGGCAAGAUUAGAUCACACAAAGCCGUCACGGAGACUGUCAUCUUUGGAUCUGGUCGUCCGUAUCUGGGUGCACUCAUUGUACCAACGGAGAUGCAAGACCUUAUCGUCAAGUACAGCAACUUCCAGAGCAGUGCCGUACUUACUGGCGCAACCGGUUCUCUUGGCGCACAUGUCCUCGCGCAGCUCAUUGCGCGUCCAGAUAUCCAGACUGUCCACUAUCUCCAGCGCAAGAUUUACAACUCGCUCUCACCAGCAGCGCGCCAGAAAACCCACGCUCUACCUUCAGACCUGCCUGACCCUCAACUCGGUCUUGAUAGCAAAACAUACCAGUCCGUAACCAAGAACCUCCGAAGCGUCAUACACUGCCCCUGGUCCGUCAACUUCAACCUGAGUCUUUCGAGCUUCAAGAAAGAUUGCAUAGCAGGUGUGCGCCAUCUCAUCGACCUCUGUCUCGCAGUCCCUGGCUCAAAGCCAGCUUCAUUCGACUUUUGCUCGUCGCUACAUACACCUGAGACGAUGGUCGAGCUUGACUGGGCCAAGUGUGUGGCAGAGCACAUAUGCAUGGCGGCUUCCAAGGCUACUGGUAUGCGAGCGCGGAUUCUUCGCGUGGGUCAAAUCGUAGCGGGUACUACUCGUGGCGUUUGGAACGAUACCGAGGUUAUUCCGCUCAUCAUAAAAUCGGCGCUGACGAUAGGUGUGCUUCCAAAGCUGCAACAGUCGCCGAGCUGGACGCCCGUGGAUGUCGUUGCGCAAGCUGUUAUUGAGAUUACGCUGAGCGACGCGGAAAGCAUCGUGGCCAACGUGACUAAUGCAAAGACAUUUUCUUGGACGAAGGAUCUUCUUCCUGCGCUGAUGGAAGCUGGGUUCGAGUUUGAAGAGGUGGGGCCAAAGGAGUGGGUGAGAAGACUGGCUGCGUCGAGUGAUGAUGUGGUUGUCAAUCCACCGAAGAAGUUGCUCGAUUUUUUUGCGUCAAAGUACGACAAGCAUAUAUUUGCGCCAUCGCGGACAUAUGAGACGGGUGUUGCGACUUCGCUGUCGCCCGCAUUGGCAAAUGCGCCUAUCUUCAAUGCUGAUUUUGUCAAGACUUUUGUUCAGCAGUUUCAACGCACUGCUUGGAAGCGCUCAUAG